Synchiropus splendidus (mandarinfish) is the source of this 5047-nucleotide messenger RNA. Its product is annotated as dehydrogenase/reductase SDR family member on chromosome X-like. The coding region runs from base 431 to 1303 and encodes 290 amino acids. The transcript is spliced from 7 exons. The record is from RefSeq and is a predicted model, not a curated record. Lineage: Eukaryota; Metazoa; Chordata; Actinopteri; Syngnathiformes; Callionymidae.
CCACCCCUCGCUUCCUCUAACAAGGGAAGCCCCCCGCGCACGCACCGGCAGCAGUCGCGCUCGUGUCUCCGUGCGUGUGAGCAGGACCCUCAAUGUGUGUGUGGGCGCGCGUCCAAGCCCCGGGCUCCGUCCUCAACAGUUGCCACCGGAGCGGAGCAGAGGAGCGGAGGAGGAGGAGGAGGAGAGCCGGAGAGGCAGCAGACUGAGGACGGACGGACGGACACGCCGCUCUGCCCGGCUCUGCUCUUGACAUGCAGUCGCUCAUCUCUCCGGUGACCAAGGCCAUCCUAGUAGCGCUCUUCAUCUUCGCCAUCCUCCUCAUCCUCUACGUGAUCCUGUGGUACAUCUGCAGGGACGUGGACUGCGACCACGGCAUCUGAGGAUCCCCUUCCACACGGAGUCACCACCAACGAGACCCCGGACUCUCUUGAUGCCCAGACAAGAUGACAAGGUUGCCAUAGUGACAGGAGGAGGCAGGGGAAUCGGCUAUGAGGUUGCCCGGCACAUGGCCAAACUGGGGGCUCAUGUUAUAAUAGGUGGCCGGGAUGAGCAGGAAUGUCUGGCAGCCAUCAGAAGAAUCCAUGAAGAGCACCAAGAUGCUAAAGUGGAGUUUCAGAAACUGGACUUAGCCUCUUUGGAGUCUGUUCGCCAGUUCGCCCAGAAUUUCAAAGAACGUCAAAUACCCCUCAACAUCCUUGUCAAUAAUGCCGCUGUCAUGCUGGUCCCAGAAGGUCGCACCGUGGAUGGCUUUGAGCAGCACUUCGGUGUGAACUAUUUAGCUCACUUCCUGUUAACCUGGCUGCUCCUGGACACGUUAAAGAACAGUGGGAAUUCCAGCUGCUUCUCACGCAUCAUCACCGUCUCGUCCUCUGCGCACCGCGUUGGCGAGAUCAGACUCGACGAUUUGAAUAGCAGUCAGUGCUACUCAGCCCAUGGAGCGUAUUGUCAGAGCAAGCUGGCGCAGCUGUUAUUCAGCUCCCACCUCCACCAGGAGCUGCAGCGUGGAGGCUUUCCAGUGAGUUCGUGUGCUGUAGAUCCUGGCAUGGUGGACACGGAUCUCUACCAUCAUCUCUGGACACCGCUCCGGCUGGCGCAGGGGGCUGUCGCCCGCCUGCUUUUCAGGACUCCUGCAGAGGGUGCCGCCACCGUACUGUACGCUGCGCUGUCACCAGCACUGGAAGGGGUGCGCGCCGGUGGCUACUGGGCCAACGGCCGCAGAGAGAUGACGACACCACCGACGUUCGACCCGCUCCUGCAGCAGCGCUUGUGGGAAACCAGCCACAGGUUUCUGGUCACCCAGUAGCACCAGACUCUUCUAGAGACUUUAAACAUGGGCCACACGCCCGACGUCUUCUUUUUAUUUCUCCGUUCAGAGUUACGUUGACUAUUCCAGCCCAGAAAGUAGUUUUGGCAAGUUUUUGUUUCCGACAAAGAAGGGCUACAGUGGAUGAAGGGUUUGUGUUUACUGUGAGCUAACAAACACGCACACUAUCGAUAUAGGAGUCGCUAACAUUGAUCCCUAGUUAGACAACAUUUCACCAUAAGUUUCAGGAGCCUGCCAUCACACUUGCCUUAUUUUGUUUGUUUGACCAUCAAACAAUAUGAUUUUUUUAAUCAUUUUGAAAUUUUUUUAUGUAUUUUAUAUUGUACAGAAAUGACUUCCCCUUCAGCUGCACCUGUUUAUUGCAAACAUAUAUUGGAGUACCUUCCCGUCCACACAAAAACUGCCACUUUUGUUCCGAUAAUUGGUUUUACCGCGUGUCUGUGAUACACGUGUGCGUUUCAUACGCACACAAAAGAGCUACUGGUCUGCAUCCACGCUCAUGAAUAGCACAAUCGUCUGUCCUGAAGGUGCGAUGACAGAGGAUGAAAGGAGAAAGUGCUUUUUUUUUUUGCGCACUCACGGCACGAUUGGUUCCUUCUGCUGCCACGUUUCUCCUUUGGCGCUGAUCCCGGUGCAUUGUGGGGUAGAGAUUUCCCAGUGGUAGGACGCCGUCUGCAAAGCUGACACACACACACACACACACAUACACACAAUCACGUAAGGUACACGCGCCGGAAAACAUCAGGAGCAUGAAUCCAGGCACAGGCUUAUCGACACAAGCACACUGGAAAACAACCCGCCUGUUACUCGUGCUGGUUCACAAGCACGGUGCCAUGACGACAUCGCCACUGUGAUUUAACAAGUUUAGCUGUGAAGAUGAAAAGUUCUUCAUCACCGUUUCUGUGUUGAAAACUGCCAUGAUAAAGCCAGGAGCGCUUUAUGAAUAACCUAAAUAUCUGUGGUAUGUGAAGCAAUAUUAUCCUCGUGGACAGUAGCACGAAGUAAGGAAUAUGCCAGGCCCUCGCUUUUCUUGAUUCUUUCAAAUGCACUUUAUAUUGGAAGCAAAUCACUCUCACCAAACGUUGAUAGUUUUAUGGUGUUGAAUCUCUGUUGUUUUGACAUAUUAUUUUUCUCUCGUGAUUUUAGGCAUUAAAUUAAACAGUGUAUUUUAAUGCAUUUUGAAACACAUUUUCUUUGUAUUAUUAUGGUAUUAUUUGGUAUUAUUAUGAUGAUUUUUUUAAAUAAAAAAAAUCCAGGUCAAAUACUAGUACAUUCACUCUCCAAUCAGACUUUAUUUUUUUUACGAAAGAUUGUGAGCUGUUAUUUAAAACAAAAUAGGAAUUUAAGCUCUUUAUCAUCGAUCUCAAACAAAUAAAAACCAAUCUCAUGAAAGAAGUCUUUGACACUGGAGUGUUAAGAAUGUGUGUUGGGUACUGAAAGCUUGGAGCUCACCUAACCCUCGUAUUACAUUCUCUUACAUUGACUUAAAAAAAAAAAAAAAAAGAAAGCUAAAUUUGAAAAAGUCCUAAGCGAAAUUCAAUUUCAAACUCCGAUGAGACUGAUUUGCUUCCAUACCACUUCACCAUUACUUUGUGUGCGGAUGUGAGACACAAUGUCACGUCAGUAUUUGAUUUCCAGCCACAUUUGUUUCUGUUUUCUUUUGUUUCUAUGAUGAAAUUGAGUGUAUUUUAUUCGUACCAAAAGACUUGGCGAAGGGACAGAGCCCAAAACUGCGAGCAAAUAAUGCCACAUGCGAGUGAAUUUGACCAUAAAUAAAGAUUGCUAUGAUUUAUUCAACUUCAUUUCCAGCUUCUAGAGAGCGACAGAUUUAGUCCCAGUUUGGCUCCAACCUGUAAAUGACAUGUGAGAUGAGAAAGAACCUAUGAACAGUAAUAAUUCAAUUUCCCCCGAAUGAUAUCAUGCUUAUUGUUCUUGCAUAGCUGAAGCUAAAUUUUAAUUAAACCCCAAUUUUAAGCUGUUCUAAUAACGAUAAUUUGUCAUUAUGUUUGGUAAUUAAUUUACACAAUAUUGCUGAGGGAACUUGUGGCCAUGUGUAAUCAACAUCCAGAGCGUGUGAGCGGAAUUGGAAAUGAAUGCUACAUGUCAACAAGCGGCAACUCUCGCAUGCAAAGUAGUGACCCACCUUCAUUCUGUUCUUUAAAAACAUUGUCACGCAGGAUUGUGUUCUUGUCGCACAUUUUUGAAAACAUUUCUGCCCUGCAUUUGGGUCCCACCUUGUUCACUGCGACCUCUCCGUCGCAGAUCGCUGCAUCCAUGAAUGAAUGUUGCUCACUUUUUUUAAAUUAUUUUUCCACCUGAUUCAUUAGAAUUUUGGAAUGUAGCGUCAAAAACACGGGCGAGAUCCACAACUAUUCUGUUGUGUAAAUGUAGCGACUGAGCGUUUAGCCAUAUUUUACAAAGUUUGUUUUGUAAUGUCUUACCAUUACAAAAUAUAUAUUUUUAAAUUUCUAACACUGACGUUGGGGGCAAUAUAUAUAUAUAUAUAUAGCGGUGUAGCAGAUGCGUUGGAUGGACGCCUCCCUUCCCCGACUCAGUCCUGCCAAUCGUCUUGGAAAGAAACAUUGUUUAUCACUCAAGUGCUUCUUUUUUUUUUUUUUUUUCUUUGCUUGCUUUUCUCCCGUCUCCGUGGCAAGGAACUAGCUAAAUAACAACCCACCAAAUCGGAGUAAAUACCCGCCUCCCGUCUCAUGAGCCAAACACCAGCCUCCUCAACUCUCAUUUAGCAGGUGAGCUACCCUCGCUGAGUGGACGUAGUCACACUUUAAAAUAUGGACGGCUUCCUGUCCCAUCUGAGCACAUGAUUUCCCAAAGAUGAGGUGAGCAGGAGCUGGAGGUCUGGGUGUCCUUGGUGUGCAGAGGAGGGAUGCUAAAUAAUCAAUGAUUCCCUUGUUAUAUAUUUAGCAGACUCCUGAAGUGUUUUCCACUGACAGGGCGAUUCAGUGAACUUUCUCAACUUGAAUUUUUAAGAGUUAAAAAAAAUACAUAAAAAAUACUCUGUAACUGUCUUUGAUAUUGUCUGUAUGUGGAUAAGUCGUACGUUAUUAUUUCACAGCGUUGUCUGCGCUGACAAUGGACCCGUGAAGCUGUGCGUAGUAAUUCUUCCGACUGACCUGGAAUUACAUUUAUAUUAAAUGUUCCAGGACCGAUAAACGUGUAUAUGUAUAUGAGAGAACAUAUAAAGACAAGAGGAAGCCAGAUGAACUGAGUCUUAAAGAAGAUUUAAUUUCACCUUCACUCGCAGACGGCCUGUGUCCCACUCUGGCACGGCGUCACUUCUGUUGUGGUUUAGCAGGAGGACGCUUCCUCUCCUGAUCCGGUCCAUCUGGGCUCCUGUUGGAAUAAGAAAUGUGUGAAAUGUUAUAUUUUUUAUCAUGAUUUUUUUGCUCGUUGUUGAGAUACACAUCUUAUUGCUUUUGCUGUGCCUCAGAAAAACCUACAUACUUGUGCAACUGUGAACUUUCUCAUGUAGAACUGAAUUUGUAGAAGCUGUGAAAACGUCUCGUCUUGUCCUGUGCAUUGCCGUGAGGUUGGAAAAAGUGUGUGCGCGUGAGGAGUGUGCGUGUGGCUCUGCGUGAGAGUAGAUAAGGGAAAUUCAUGUUCAUGUUUUUUGUCGAUGGUUGUGACAUUCCAGGAGCAGCGAACACCUUUUCUAUUAUCCAAAGCCUCUCAAUAAACAUAUCAUUGUGCCAAGCUUCUGCUUUU